AUGUCCGAAGAAAACAAUAUGCUACACCGGGAAAAUGUAGAAGGGGAUGCCGCCAUCGAACAGCUUCAAGGCGCAGCUGCCCCAGAACCACUGAUUGACUGUCAGCAGGCAAACAACAGGCAAGAACCUUUUCAAACACCAGAUACUCGGUCACGAAUAUCAAAAAGAUCUAGUGAAUCAACCUCUACAGCAGCUGCUAGAGCACGUGCCAAAGCAAAGGCUGCUCAGGCUCAGCUUGUGUUUGCCGAAAAAGAAGCAAGCCUGAUGAGAAAGAAAGCUGCACUUUGUGGUGAACUCGAAGCCAGUCUCCAUGUUCUCAAGAUACAGAGGGAUGCCGCUGCUGCCGAGGCUGAGGCUGCAGCCUAUGAGGAAGAACAAGAGAUUGAAAGUGAGGAGAGGAGCUACAAACCAUAUGUACCAGGAAAUCCACUCAGUGCUUUUGAACGUGCAAAUAACUAUGUCCAGCAACACUCAGCAUUCUUUGGCAGACAACCAUCACCACCACCGGUAAAUAUGCCGCUACACUCAUUCAGUGUACCCAGCUAUCCAGCCCCACUGCACAGACCUACUGUAAUAAAGAAAGAAGAGAAAAGUGAUCCAUCUCCAGUCAAACAUUAUCUAAUGCCACCUCACCAGCCUCCCCGGGUCUUCCAGGAACCGCAACAAGCACAAGACCUCGCCAGGUACCUUAUGCGGAGAGAGAUUGUGAGCUCCGGCCUUUUACAAUUCGAUGACCGCCCUGAGCACUACCGGUCAUGGAAAGCGUCCUUCCUGAGUGCCACCCAGGACCUCAACCUGUCAUCCAGAGAAGAACUGGAUCUGCUGGUAAAGUGGCUCGGCACUGACUCUGCUGAACAGGCAAGGCGGCUUCGCUCUGUACAUGUCCUGGAUCCUGCUGCAGGCCUCCGUAUGGUCUGGCAACGCAUGGAAGACUGCUAUGGAACACCAGAAGCUAUGGAGCAUGCAUUGCUUAAAAAGAUAGAAGAAUUUCCAAGGCUAACAAACAAGGACAAUGUCAAACUCAGGGAACUAGGGGAUCUCCUCCUUGAACUGGAGUGUGCCAAAGAUGAGGGAUACUUACCUGGCCUCGCCUUCUUGGACACAGCUCGUGGGGUAAACCCUAUCGCAGAGAAGCUACCCCAUAGCCUACAGGAGAAGUGGAUAACCAUGGGCUCCAAGUACAAAACAGAUCAUGGAGUAGCCUUCCCUCCAUUCUCUCUCUUCUCACAGUUCAUCCGGCAACAAGCUAAGGUGAGAAAUGACCCCAGCUUUGCCUUCACCCCUAGCAGCUUUACAUCACAGAAUCCAGAGAAAUUUGUUAAGCCCAAAUACAGAGCCUCUGUGAGUGUGCACAAAACAGACGUCGCACCCAAAUUCACCGACAGCAACUCCAGCACUGCUGAGAAGAAAAUGAGUGAACCAGACCGUGAGUGUCCCAUACAUAGAAAGCCUCACCCACUCAAAAAGUGUAGAGUCUUCCGUAUUAAGCCCAUAGAAGAACGCAGGGCCUAUCUGAAAGACAACCGCAUCUGCUACAAGUGCUGUGGUUCUACUCAACAUAUGGCAAAAGACUGCAAAGUGCCAAUUAAAUGUGCGGAGUGCAACAGCGAAAGACACAUCGCAGCACUACAUCCAGGCCCUCCCACACCCAAAGAUGGUGCUGUCACAGAGAAGGAGGAAAGCGGGGAGUUGGACGAAGACAUGCCGACAGUCACAGCCAGUUGCACAGAGGUUUGUGGAAAUUCAGAUAUCCCACGCUCAUGUGCCAAGAUCUGCCCAAUCAGAGUUUACCCAGCUGGGAAGAAAGAGAAAGCUGUCAAGAUAUAUGCAGUACUGGACGAACAGAGUAACAAGUCACUCGCAAAGAAAGGAUUCUUCAAACUCUUUGAUGUAAAAGCCAGUUCAGCCCCAUACACACUGAAGACCUGUGCGGGGACAAUGCACACUUCUGGCCGACGAGUAAGCAACUUCAUGCUUGAGUCUUUAGAUGGGAAAUUGCAGCUACCCCUACCCACACUGAUCGAGUGUGACAUGAUACCGGAUGAUAGAGCUGAAAUCCCAUAUCCUGAGGUAGCACAACACCAUCCCCACCUACAGUCAGUUGCAAACAAGAUUCCACCUGUGGACCCUGAUGCUCCCAUCCUAAUUCUCCUAGGAAGAGACAUCCUGCAAGUCCAUAAGGUGCGUGAACAAAUCAAUGGGCCACACAACUCUCCUUAUGCGCAGCGGCUUGACCUAGGCUGGGUCAUUGUGGGAGAAGCAUGCCUCGGAGCAGUUCACAAGCCAGUUGAAGUCAACGUUUACAAAGCCAAUGUGCUGCAGAAUGGCCGAACAUCAUUUCUCUGUCCAUGUCCAAACAAUAUUCAAGUAAAGGAGGGCUACAGUGGUACACCACAGCACCACCAUGCAUUCUUCCCCCAUCAGGAUGAAGCAAAUCUGGUCAAGAGGACAGAUGAUUUAAACCACUCUCUAUUCGAGAGCUCCAAAGACGACAACAAACCAGCAUUGUCAAUAGACGACAGAGCUUUCCUGACUAUCAUGGAGAAAGAGGUCUAUCAGGACACCGAUCACAGCUGGGUAGCACCCCUACCCUUCCGGACAUCACGGCAAUCCCUCCCAAGCAAUCGGGAACAGGCUGUAAAGCGUCUCAGCUCACUCAAGAAGACUCUGGAGAAAAAGCAAGAGACCAAAAGACACUAUGCGGAGUUUUUGCAAAAAAUGCUGGAUAAUGACCAGGCUGAGCAUGCGCCUCCACUAGAGCCAGGUAAAGAGCACUGGUACCUCCCCACAUUCGGUGUUUAUCACCCAAAGAAGCCAGAUCAAAUAAGAGUAGUGUUCGACUCAAGCGCUACAUGUGAUGGUGUAUCCCUGAAUGAUGUACUUCUUAGCGGCCCAGACUUGAAUAAUACACUGCUAGGAGUACUCCUAAGGUUCAGGAAAGAGCCUGUAGCUGUUACAGCUGAUGUGCAGCAAAUGUUUUAUUGCUUUGUGGUCAGAAAGGAUCAUAGAGACUACCUGCGCUUCCUCUGGUACGAGGACAGUGACUUUGCCAAAAACAUAGUGGAAUACAGGAUGAAAGUCCAUGUAUUUGGAAAUACACCAUCACCUGCAAUCGCCAUAUACUGUAUGAGACGGGCCGCCAAAAAAGGUGAAGCAGAAUAUGGCUCUGAUGCAAGACAGUUCGUGGAGCGUCAGUUUUAUGUAGACGAUGCGUUGACCUCUGUGACCUCUCCAGAGCAAGCCAUAGACCUCCUGACACGAACCAGAGAAAUGCUGGCCGAAUCCAACUUGCUGCUACAUAAGAUAGCAUCAAACAGUGAACAAGUGAUGGAGGCUUUCCCCGAGGACGAUCGAUCCAAAGACCUGAAAGACCUGGAUCUCGGCUCAGAUCCUCUGCCCCUUCAGAGAAGCCUGGGCCUUUCCUGGAAUCUGGAAACAGACAGCUUUACGUUCCAGGUGUCCCGGGAAGUGAAGCCAUACACCCGUAGAGGUAUCUUAUCCACUGUUAACAGCUUAUAUGACCCUCUCGGGUUUAUUGCUCCAGUCAUACUACAAGGGAAAGCAUUAGUGCGAGAACUCUCUACAGAGCAGGGGUGGGACACACCACUUAACUCGGAAAAAGAACCAAAAUGGAAAAUGUGGAGAGAAUCACUAAAUGCUCUGGAAGACCUGCAAAUAAAGAGAUGCUACAUCCCCAUGCCACUGUCUUCCACACAGAGAAAAGAACUCUGCAUUUUCUGCGAUGCAUCUACAACAGCGAUAGGGGCUGUUGCCUACCUGAGAACAAUUGAUGCCAAUGGCAACCCACACGUAGGGUUUGUUAUGGGAAAGUCCAAGCUGGCCCCCCGGCCUGCCCAUACUAUCCCCCGCCUUGAACUUUGCGCAGCUGUAUUGGCAGUUCAGAUGUAUGAGCUGAUCAGGGAUGAAAUGGACAUGCAUGUGGAUACAGUCAGGUUUUUCACUGACAGCAAAAUUGUUCUGGGGUACAUUCAUAAUUCAUCCAGACGAUUUUACGUGUAUGUAUCCAAUAGGGUGACCCGCAUCAGACGAUCCACAAACCCGGACCAGUGGACGUACAUCCACACCGACCACAACUCUGCAGACCAUGCAACCAGAUUUAUGUUAGCAGAGCAGCUUCAGCAGAGUAGUUGGCUCUCCGGUCCCAGUUUCCUAUCACGCAACAACCCAGAGGAAAUUCCAAAGCCUCACACCUUCACCCUGGUGGAGCCAGACACAGAUGCUGAGGUUCGGCCUGAAGUCACCGCCUUGGCUACCAGAGCCAUGGAUGCUCAGCUGGGCUCAAAGCGGUUCGAAAGAUUCUCCCAGUGGAAAAAUCUCUGCAAUACAACAGCCAAGCUCAUUCACGUUGCUGCAGCAUUCAAGGGAAGCCCUGCCAGUUCAAAGCACAAAGGGUGGAACUGUUUCAUAGACAGACUCUCCAUAAGCGAACUGUCACAGGCGAAGAGUGUGAUCAUUCGUGCUGUUCAACAGGAUGCUUUCGAAGUGGAAUUGGAAUGCCUGAAAGAAGGCAAAACCCUUCCCAAACAUAGCCCCCUCAAAAAGCUCAACCCAGUGGCCGACAAAGACAACCUGCUGCGGGUCGGAGGUCGUCUGUCAUCAGCACCUGAUCUGUCUAGAGAAGAAAAACAUCCCCUGAUUAUACCACGCACACACCACAUUGCCACACUUCUGGUGAGACACUACCAUGAGCAGAUAGUGCACCAGGGUCGACACAUAACUGAGGGAGCGGUCAGAGCAGCAGGAUACUGGAUUAUUGGUGGAAAGCGGCUGGUGUCCUCUGUCAUUCACAAGUGUGUGACCUGUCGCAAGCUUCGUGGGCGGCUGCAGGAACAGAAGAUGGCAGACCUGCCCACUGACAGACUCACACCCGAGCCUCCAUUCACUCAUGUGGGCCUGGAUGUCUUUGGGCCCUGGGCCAUCAUGACACGGAGGACAAGAGGAGGAAGUGCAGACAGUAAGCGCUGGGCAGUCAUUUUCACCUGCAUGGCCACCAGAGCUGUCCACUUGGAGCUGCUUGAAUCCAUGACAACUGACAGCUUCAUAAACGCUCUAAGAAGAUUUUUUGCAGUACGUGGGCCGGCCAGGCUUCUUCGUUCUGACAGAGGCACUAAUUUUGUUGGAGCCUGUAAAGAGCUGGGCAUUAACAUGGAGGACUCAACCAUAACUGCCUACCUGCAAAGCAAGGGGUGCUCUUGGGUUUUCAACCCACCACAUGCAUCACAUAUGGGGGGUGCAUGGGAAAGGCUUAUUGGCAUUGCAAGGCGCAUCCUAGAUGCGAUGCUGCUUCAGACUGGACACACUCGCCUUACACACGAGGUCUUAAGUACUCUCAUGGCUGAAGUGAUGGCUAUCAUAAAUGCCAGACCCCUGGUGGCCGUGUCCUCUGACCCUGAUAUGCCAACUGUCCUCACGCCUGCGCUGUUGCUUACCCAGAAGAUAAGCACCGUCUCAGCACCUUCAGGAAACUUCCAAAUGGCCGAGCUACAUGGAAAGCAGUGGAAGCAUGUACAAUGCCUAGCAAAUACAUUUUGGAAGAGAUGGAGAAGGGACUACUUGUCCACAUUGCAAGGUCGCCGAAAGUGGACUGAUGAUCAGCCGAAUGUCAAGCCCGGUGAUGUCGUCCUGUUAAAAGACAGCCAGGCCCACAGGAAUGAAUGGCCUGUGGGAGUGAUUGUGAACACCCUGCCAAGCAGUGACAAGAGGAUCCGUAAAGUGGAGGUCAAAAUAGUAAAAGAUGGGACUGUUAGGGUGCUUCUGAGGCCAAUCUCAGAAUUAGUUGUUCUUCUCUCUGAGUAAAGUGAAAAAAAGAUGU
Astyanax mexicanus (Mexican tetra) is the source of this 5833-nucleotide messenger RNA. RefSeq lists its product as uncharacterized. The transcript has a single exon. The record is from RefSeq and is a predicted model, not a curated record. NCBI's taxonomy places the organism in Eukaryota, Metazoa, Chordata, Actinopteri, Characiformes, Acestrorhamphidae. Bases 1 to 5817 code for a protein of 1938 amino acids. Gene Ontology annotation, biological process: DNA integration. Gene Ontology annotation, molecular function: nucleic acid binding.